This is a messenger RNA of Setaria italica (foxtail millet), 1348 nucleotides long. RefSeq lists its product as uncharacterized. Bases 464 to 865 code for a protein of 133 amino acids. The record is from RefSeq and is a predicted model, not a curated record. The transcript is spliced from 3 exons. Lineage: Eukaryota; Viridiplantae; Streptophyta; Magnoliopsida; Poales; Poaceae.
CCGUGAUGCCGGAUCGUAGGAAGAGCCGGUCGCGGCUCGCCGCCGUCCGGAUGGGGCGGUCGCCGGCGGCGGCAUCGCCAUCCCGCCUUCGCGCCGCCGCCGUAAGAGCGGGAGCGGGAGCGGCGCGCGGGGGAUUCGGACGGCCGUGCGCCCGGCGCCGUCGUCGCGGUCGCGGACGCUGUGGGAGGGGAAGGGGCGGGCCCUCGCGCGCUCCGCGUCCGAGCCGGCACUCUGGUUCGGUGUGCGGGUCCACGCCCUCCCGGACGAGCUUGACCACGACUCCCCGCCGUCCCCGCCGCCGCCACCGCUCGAGCGCCCUCACACCUGCUUCGACGUCUUCGCGCCGGACUCGCCGUUCAGCAGCUCCCCCUCCGCCGCCUCCCUCACCAAGCCAAGCCCCCGGGAGGAGGCGAAGGUGGUGGUGAGCGUCACGGUGGAGGGGAGCGUCGGGCCGGUAAAGGCGAUGGUCAGGCUUGGUGACAGCGUCGGGGAGGCUAUUGCGGCGGUGGUGGAGAGGUAUGCCAGGGAGGGCAGAAGCCCGCGCCUUGACCUGGCUGCCUCGGAGAGCUUCCAACUCCACCACUCUCACUUCAGCCUUCAGAGUCUGAACAAAAAUGACAAAAUUGGAGAUGUGGGAGGAAGAAAUUUCUACCUACACAAGAAUGAUUCAAGUAAUAGGCUUUACCUCCAGAGUGAAGAACACUUUGGAGAUUCUACUGGUAGUGAAACUACACGGACCAAUGGACAACUAUCCGGUGCUCAAUACCACUUUGAGAUCUUCACCAUUGUCCUCAAGAAGCUUGACAAAAUUGGCCGGAGGACUAAAAGGAUCUGGAGGUUCAUCACCUGCGACAACUGUACAUGACAUAUCGACAUGGAUGCGCGGAUGGUGCGGUACGCAUUCAAGUACUAGGUAAACCAAUCAACGGUGUGGCAUGAUUCCUAGUAGGCUUAACCAAUGUAUUGUGUGGUGUAGAUUCUAAUUCCUAGCAGCAGUUAACUAGUAUACAGCGUGCCGAACUUCGACUUGGUACACGUCCCGUUAGUGGUUAAGCCAUAUUUUAACGGUUUGCCAGCGGGAGAUAAUCUUCUUCGGAAUUGAAACCAUGGAGAAAAAGAUAAUGGCUGGACCCUAGUGAUGGGUUUCCGGCUACCACUACUGGGGAAAGCCUCUUUAGUAUGCUCCAACCAGAUGUCGGCUACUUUUAUCUACAGCUGACGAUGUAUCUUGUGGGUCAUGUAUGACUUGUAAGAUAUGAAACUGAAACAUGAAAAAGGUGUAAUUCCUUCUCUGGCUGAGAUACUCAUAGUUUUCUUCUGCCGUACAAGAUGUGAAAUGCUUUUGUGC